AUGCUGGAGGGGCUGAGGAGGAGCAUGCGAGGCGGAGCUGGAUGGAGCCCCGCUCUGCUGCGGGGAGUGACGACGCAGAUACUGCAAGAAGGCACCGUCCGGGAGGUGGCCGGUGCCCCCCAGACGGGUGCCCUGCCCUUUGACGCCAUCCCUCAUAGCCCUGGCAACAGCUGGAUAAAGGUGCUGAGGCUGUGGAAGAGCAACAGCUUGGAGACUUUGCACUACACCCAGGAACGGCUCUUCCAGCAGCUGGGGCCUAUCUACAGGGAGAAGUUGGGCAAGACGACCUCAGUGAACGUGAUGCUGCCCGAAGACGCUGUACAGUUGUUCCAGGUGGAGGGCACACAGCCUCGCAGGAUGGCAGUCACACCCUGGCUGGUCCACAGGCACAUCCGCCACCAUAAAUGUGGACUCUUCCUACUGAAUGGCCAGGAUUGGCGAUUGAACCGGAAGAUGCUGAACCAGGACGUCAUCUCCCCGGCCGGGGUGCGCCAGUACUUGCCCCUGCUGGACACCGUGGCCCAGGACUUCAGCCGAUUACUACAGCGCCGGCUGCAGAACAACGCUCGCGGCACCACCACCAUCUCCGUCAAGGAGGACCUCUUCUGUUUCACUGCGGAGGCGAGCAACUUCGCCCUGUAUGGGGAGAGGCUGGGGCUGCUGGGAUCAAAUCCCCGGCCGGAGGCUCUGAAGUUCAUCAGGGCCCUAAACAAAAUGCUGGAGACCACACUGCACCUGCUCUACCUGCCGCCUGGCCUGGCCCGCCUCAUCUACCCCCACAUCUGGGAGCAGCACCUGCGUUCCUGGGACCACAUCUUUGAGCACGCCGAUAAAUGCAUCCAGAACAUCUACCAGGAGCUCUGCCUGGGCCGCCCACUUCGCUACACGGGCAUCAUGGCCGAGCUGCUGAUUAAGGCCGACCUCUCGCUGGAGUCCAUCAAGGCCAACAUGACGGAACUCACGGCUGGCAGCGUGGACACGACGGCAUAUCCACUGCUGUUCCUGCUGUUUGAGCUGGCCCGCAACCCUGAGGUGCAGGCAGCCCUCCGGGAGGAGGUCCUGGCGGUGGAGAGAGCUGGGAUUGGAGCCAGUGGCAACCUCUCGGAGCUGAUCAAUGGUCUCCCCCUCAUCCGGGGGGCAAUCAAGGAGAUACUGCGGCUGUAUCCCGUCGGCAUCAUGCUGCAGCGUUACCUGUCCAAGAGCACCGUGCUUCAGAAUUACAACAUCCCAGCUGGAACGCUGUGCAACGUGGCACUGUACCCCAUGGGCCGCAGCCCGGCGGUGUUCACCUGCCCGGAGCGCUUCGACCCACGGCGCUGGCUGGGCAAGGACAACAACUUCCGCUCCCUGCCCUUUGGCUUCGGAGUACGGCAGUGCAUCGGCCGUCGGUUCGCCGAGUCGGAGAUGGUGCUCUUCCUGCGCCACAUCCUGAAGAACUUCCAGGUGGAGACGAUGUCCCGAGAGGACCUCAAGACUGUGCACCACUUCAUCCUCAUGCCGCACUCGCACCCGCUCCUCACCUUCCGCGCCCUCAAAUCGGACCUGCCUUCAUCAUCUCCUCCCUCACUGACUCCUGCCCUUGCUCCCUUCCAUCCCUCCCCCUGA
Molecule: messenger RNA, 1605 nt
Organism: Tachyglossus aculeatus (Australian echidna)
Lineage: Eukaryota; Metazoa; Chordata; Mammalia; Monotremata; Tachyglossidae
Product: cytochrome P450 11B2, mitochondrial
Exons: 9
Coding region: 1-1605 (534 amino acids)
Biological process (GO): cholesterol metabolic process; aldosterone biosynthetic process; cortisol metabolic process
Cellular component (GO): mitochondrial inner membrane
Molecular function (GO): heme binding; steroid 11-beta-monooxygenase activity; iron ion binding
Source: RefSeq, a predicted model, not a curated record